AUUUAAAAUUCAAAUUUCACCUUAAUAAAAUUUUAAUUUAAAUUUGCAAUUGAGCUUAUUGUAUUAUUUUUCUAAAUUUCAAAUUAAUAGAUAAAUAAAACUUAUACCAAAUGAUAGAACUUAUUAUUUAAAAAAAAAAAAGUGGAAUCCCUCUUUCCUUUAAGAACUGAGAGAAAGUUUAUCAAAAGUUGUUCAAUCCUUUGCAAAAUAAAAGAUAAAUAUUUAAAUAAAUAUAAAUUUAGAGCAGAUCCCCGUUAACGAGGAAAAAGGAAUCGAAUUUUUGUUUAUGUUGGUGACUGGAAAUUUUGUUCAACUUGACUUGAGGAUUUCCCAGUUGCUCUGGAUAUGAAUAAUCAAUCAUUGAUUGAGAACAUGAAAAGGGAGUUGCUUCAUCUCGACAUCAAUUCGCAAAUUGGAAGUUGCAUGCCACUCGGUGCCAUGCGAAUUGGAACAAUCAUCCACAACAUUGAGGUCAACCCUGGCCAAGGUGGGAAGCUAGUUCGAGCUGCAGGAACUUCAGCUAAAAUCCUGAAGGAGCCUAACUCUAAGUACUGUAUUAUCAGACUACCCUCCGGUGCUGAGAAGAAGAUUGAUUCCAAGUGCAGGGCCACGGUUGGUGUGGUAUCAAAUCCAAGCCAUGGGACUCGGAAACUCAGGAAAGCUGGACACAGUAGGUGGUUAGGUCGAAGGCCAGUUGUUCGGGGAGUGGCAAUGAAUCCAAUUGAUCAUCCCCAUGGUGGAGGUGAGGGUCGAAGCAAAAGUAGUGGGAGCUUUGGUAGGGUUUCGCAAACUCCUUGGGGCAAGCCAACCAAGUGUGGAUACAAAACUGCAUCUCCCAAGCGUAGAAAGUAGUUGUUGAUCAUCUUUUUUGUUAUGAUCCUUUUUCUCUCAUGUAGCUCUCAUACGUACAAUUAUGAUAUUCAUAAAAGUUAUUGAGGGAUUUCAUUCUUGUAAUUUAUGCUUUAAUUUAACCUGUAAGUUAAGUUCGACAUCUUUCUCAAUUUCUAGACUUCUACUAGUUGACAAACUUUGCAUUGGCAGGGACACUAUGUUCCCUUUGCAUUGUAGUUGUGGUUGCUGGUAUUUUGCAGAAAAAAGAACAAGAAGAAAUGGAGAUGAAGGGC
Molecule: messenger RNA, 1124 nt
Organism: Rubroshorea leprosula
Lineage: Eukaryota; Viridiplantae; Streptophyta; Magnoliopsida; Malvales; Dipterocarpaceae
Source: the annotation of a GenBank genome assembly